CCUCUCGCAUUUUCCAUUCUGGAUUCUCACUUGUCCCAAGUGGCUGAUUUGUUUCGUCAUGAAUUUGCCGUCUGGUAUCGCCGCUCUCGAGACUUUUCUACAACUGAUACCACUACCUCAGCUGUCCCAGUAAAUGUGUCCCCCGCGUUGAGCACUAUUCCUGAAUCUAUGGACGAGUCCGAAUCGACCACGAAUGCAGCAACCCCGAUCGCUGUCACUGAGUCUACGCACACUGCUUAUCGUACAAUUAUAGACCCUCUGUUACCUCCGGAUUGGGCCUAUCUCCCAAUCAUCUGUCAUUACACACGAGGCAAAUUGCAAUCCUCCUCUGGUCUGGACCAGUUACAGACCCAAUCGGGAACUGAGGUGGUUCUUCAUGAGUUAACCAAUGCUUUGCGAUGGCUGUUUCAUCUUGUGCAAGCCAAAACACCCACCGGUUCCGGUGUCACAACCCUACCCUCGGCUGGACUGAUGGAUCCGUUAUCCCAUUUCGCGCGUCUCUGUAUCGCCUGUCUCGCCUAUCCCGGUGCCGGAGGUCUGGGUUUUGGUGAAUCGGGUCGUUUGCUAGCUCAGAUGAUCAGCCGACUAAAACUUAUCGGUCGAUUACGUGAUUGCCCCCUCGUCAUUCGUUCGUUGGAACAUGUGAACCUCCCGGAACAGUGUGCUUCGUUUUACGACCUUUAUACGGAUUUGUUGGGACACUAUGCGGCUCUAUCGUACAGCUCGCCCGUGUUUGCGAAUCUCAUAUUGUGGCCUUGUCAACAAUUGUGUCACAUGAAAUAUCGACGUGCUUUGUGGGGAGAAUACCAAAGCGCGCUGGUCUCGGUUCGCCUACGUUGCGAUCAGGUGAGUGUGUUUAGCACGUCUAUUCCUUCUCUCUCUCUCAUACACACACAUGUGCCAGGUUCAAACAAAAUGAUAUGUGGUUUCAUUUGUACCAAACAUGCAUUGUGUUUAUGGGGGGAAAUGCAUUUCUAG
Messenger RNA from Echinostoma caproni, 978 nucleotides. The record is from the annotation of a GenBank genome assembly. NCBI's taxonomy places the organism in Eukaryota, Metazoa, Platyhelminthes, Trematoda, Plagiorchiida, Echinostomatidae.